Chlamydomonas reinhardtii is the source of this 1908-nucleotide messenger RNA. RefSeq lists its product as uncharacterized. NCBI's taxonomy places the organism in Eukaryota, Viridiplantae, Chlorophyta, Chlorophyceae, Chlamydomonadales, Chlamydomonadaceae. The record is from RefSeq and is a predicted model, not a curated record. The coding region runs from base 221 to 1159 and encodes 312 amino acids. The transcript is spliced from 6 exons.
GCAACAUCGAAACCACUUCCAUAUGCACAACUUGCCCUGGCAACCUCAGAGUUCUACUGACACAGAGACAAUCGAACUAUAGUCCUUCAGCACACCGCUCAACAAGUAAAUCGAGGACCGGGCCAAAUAACACAAACAAUCCGCUCCGAGUUUUAAUCGGAGGGUUACAGGAUAGCAAAGGGGAACGCCAAGUGGAGUUUCCGGCCAGGCAGACACCAUCAUGGGUGCCGCCAAUGAAAACAUUCACAUGACCGACGGCAUCCGACGAGAGACCAUGAAGAAGGAGACCCUGGCCCGAGAACGGUCGCUAGCAGCACAAUCACCGUACAUGGCUCAGGUGGCCACCUAUCGUGCCCGCAACCCGCCGCUGGACCACAGCCGCCUGAUGCAGGACCCCAAGGUGCAGGACUGGGCCUCCAUCGCCGGCACGCGGCGCUCGCUGGCCACCAACGUGCCGGACGGCGGCCCGCGGGUCAACGUCAACCUCCUCAAGUACAAGCGUGACGCGGACUUCAUCUCCACCACCCCCUACGACGGCGGGCCGUCCUACAACGCGGAGACGUGCAUGCAGAACUGGGCGGAGGACCGCCGCGACAAGCACUACAAGUCGGGCUUCCACCCCAAGGAGCUGCGGCGCUCCACGCGCUACGACAGCGAGUACUCGGCCCGCUUCAAGCCUACCAGCGCCGACUACGUGGGCCGCCUCACACACACCUACAACACCACCAGCCGCUUCGAGGGGCUCACGCGCGUGGGCACCAACGGCAUCGCGGCGCCGGUGCUGCCCAAGCGCUCGGCGGACACGUCGGGCGAGCACGUGUUCUACGCCAAGGACGGGUACGGCCCCACGCCCUGGAUGGACCACACGGCUCCCACGGCGCGGGGGCGGUUCUGGGUGGGCACAGCGCCGCACGUGGCGCACGACACCAUCACGCACAGCACGCUGCGGUCCGAGCCGCUGGAGUUCCAGCAGCGCUGCCCCACUGAGGACGCUCGCUCCAAGAUCCUGAUGGGCAACAAGCCGCUGACGCACGAGAGCGACCGCACGCUGCGCAUCCGCGACGACCUGGUCGCUACCAACACCUUCACACGCACCUGGCGCACCAUGUACCAGUCUGACCACGUGGACUUCAGCCGCCGGCCCGCCACCGUGCGGUGAUGAGUAAUGAUGGGGCGAGGGGACGAGGGGACGGGCUAGGAUGGCUGUGUCGGCGUGUGGAGCGGCGGCAGCAGGGCAGACAACGACAAGGGCGGGGGCAUGGCAUUGGGGAGUCAGGGUGCCAUGCAAAAGUGCCAGCGCGUGACUUGUGGGCUGGGAAGAUAGGUUGUACGAGACCUUGUGGCGGCAGGAUGGGCGGCUGGCGCCGCAGAUGUGCGCGGCUGCAUACGUGAUUCAGCGGAGGGGGGCCUAAUGCGUUCGUUGCGGAAUGUGUGGGCGUACUCAGGGACGCACAAAGUGAGCGAGAGUCGGGUGGUCGUGCCAGGAGAUGUGCGGAGUGCCGUGGUACCGCGGAUGAGCUGGGUGGAAGGCCACAUGAACCCGUAGUGCGCAAAAGAGUAGAGGCAGGAUUGUACGCGGCAGCGUUGUGUUGUGAGACAGGCAGGUAUUUGUAGAUAGCUUGUAGGCAGUUGCGGGCUGAUCUGAUCAGGUGAAGCCAGGUUUGCAUGUACGGGGCGACGGGAUAAGAAUGCGGAUGUUACAGAGGGGACGGGAUUAGGGGUUACGUGGGCAUGGGGACCCCCAGCAAUUGAACUGAGCUGUCCAUAUGGCACUGACUUAUGCAACCGUGAUACCACUGACUUCUUUUGCCUUGGGCCAGAAUGGCUGACUACAGGGGCACCCCUGGCUGACUAGGACAUGGACUGACGGCGUCUUGACAACCGGCAAGUCUGUAACACCCAUGUACG